AUGGUAAAUUGGGUUAUGAGUUGCGUCACUUCAACCUCAUACUCGAUCAGCAUAAAUGGAGAAAUUCACGGAUAUUUUAAAGGGCAAAGGGGUCUGAGACAAGGAGACCCCAUCUCUCCGUACCUGUUCACGCUAGUCAUGGAGGUCCUCACCUCCAUUCUUCAGCACGCGGCCAACUCUCAUGCGGGAUUUCGGUUUCACAAUAACUGUAAGAAACAAAAAAUCAUUAACUUGUGUUUUGCUGAUGACUUGUUUCUGUUUGCUAGAGGUGACACUGUUUCAGUGAAAGUCAUUAUGGAGUCUCUGAAUAUGUUUCGAGAUAUGUCCGGGCUAGUUCCAAGCUUGAGUAAAAGUACUUCUUUCUUUUGUAAUGUGCCGACUCGAGUUAAGAACCAGAUUGUGGACUUUGUGCCGUUUGCUGAAGGAUCAUUACCAAUUAAAUAUCUUGGAGUCCCGCUUAUUGCUUCGAGACUUCUUAAAAGUGAUUGCAAGGUUUUGGUGGAGAAAAUUUCUAAGCGAAUUUUAGAUUGGAAGACGAAGUUUCUCUCAUUCGCGGGAAGAUUACAACUGGUCAACUCUGUUUUAGCCGCUAUGUACUCUUAUUGGGCUGCCGUUUUUAGUCUCCUGGCUAGUAUUAUCAAGAGUAUCGAGAGGGGAUUUUUUAUGGCAACAAGCAUUGUUUCGGGUCGAAAAUCUCUUUGGGUCGAGUGGAUUUAUGCUCAUCGGCUAAGGGGUAGGAGUUUUUGGGAUGUUAAGGUGCCGCAAAACUCCUCAUGGGGCUGGAGGAAAAUUUUGUCUUUCAGGGGUUCUGUGCGCAAAUUCUUUUGGAAGCAAAUAGGGAAUGGUGAAUCCACGUCGUUAUGGCAUGACACUUGGUGUAUUCAAUGUCCGCUGAGUCGCUUUAUUUCUCCUAGAAACAUGUCUCAACAAGGUUUUUCAAUCUACUCGAAAGUAGCUGAUGUUGUUAACAAUGGCAUUUGGAGUUGGCCAGACGCUUGGAGGGAUCUCUUUCCGGUUCUAUUCCAACUGAAUCCGAUUAAUAUCACUCCGAAUAAACAAGAUAUCAUUCUUUGGCGAACCAAUGCUGGUAAACUGAUGCCAUUCUCGUCCAAGCUGGUAUGGGAGACUACUCGCUCACGUGGUAACGAAGUAGAAUGGGCAAAGCGAGAGAUGGAUUCACAUGAUCAUUUGUUUUUUGAAUGCUCGUAUUCCUCAACAAUUUUGGAUGCUCUCAAAGAGAAGUCUUGUAUGAAGAAGGUUCCUAACAAGUGGGAAGACAUCAUGAGAUGGCUGCAACCGAAAGCAAGUUCCAGAUCUUUGAACUCGGUUAUUGCUAAACUUACUAUAAAGGCGACUGCGUAUUUUGUUUGGCAAGAAAGGAAUUACAGAUUUUUUAACAAUCAAUUGAGACCGCCGGAAGUGUUAACGAGCAUCAUCAUUGAUACAGUGAAACUGAAAUUAUUAUCAUUCAAGUAUAAAGAGAAGCCGCAUGUGAGGAAGACCUUGGAUGAUUGGAAGCUGACAUCGGUGGAUACAUUCGAAGAUAACUGA
Helianthus annuus (common sunflower) is the source of this 1551-nucleotide messenger RNA. RefSeq lists its product as uncharacterized. Lineage: Eukaryota; Viridiplantae; Streptophyta; Magnoliopsida; Asterales; Asteraceae. The transcript has 3 exons. The coding region runs from base 1 to 1551 and encodes 516 amino acids. The record is from RefSeq and is a predicted model, not a curated record.